GAUGUUAUUUUGUUUGUUUUAGGAACACAUUGUUAGUAUCUUACUGAGGGCUGGGAGAAGAGAACCAAAUGUUAAAGCUAGGUGUAUAGCUCUAUCAGCUCUGGGAAUAUUUGUAUACAAAGAGCUGAACAAUCGAACCUUUCAUCCUAAGGUGUCUGAUGCCAUCAAUGUUUUACUAGCGGCUCUUAAGAUCAACAGCAAAGUCAUUGCUCAGCUAUCCAGCAACAUAUUAUUCCUCUUAUGUGAUCACGCUCCACUUUUGUGGACUCAGUACCCCCGUCUGGGAAAUGCAGUCAUUUCGACUCUGUGUUCUGCCUUGUUUUUGCACACUCCAUUGGGAAAAACUGCAGGAGAGAGUGACAAAGCUUUGGGGACAGCUCUUCUUCUAUGUCUGGGAGAAUGGUGCAUGAAACUGGGACCUCUAAGUUUGAUGGAAGUUUCAGAAUAUGGAGAAAGCAGAGGCACGUGUCUUCUUCUGCAAGUAUUUACAGUUCUACAUAAGAUAAUUUUGGGCAGAGCCUCAACAGAUAAUGCUGGCAGUCUCGCCCAACCCAACUUGAGUGAUGAUUCCGAUCAUAAUCUCCUCGCAGACGAUUUCGACAUAUCCGCCUCCUUUUCACCAUCCAAAACCAACCAGUGUCAGCAAGCAAUCGUAUUGUGCGCCAAAACUGUACUUGCUCAUCUAGUCACCCAUCUUGGCCAUUUUCCUAUGGCUAUAGGAGCUGCAAGGCUCAGUUCACUUGUAGCAGAACACGAUGACGUGCCCAACCUCACAUCUGACGAACUGUCUUCUAGCAUUUUUUCUGCACCGAACAUUCAGAUGUUCAUACUUUCGAGGAGCGUUAUCGCCAGCUUGAUAGAGCUUCCUGCAUUAGAUCUACCUGGAGGUGGAGUAACAGCUGGUCUUUCGACUGCUGACAAACAAGUAAGGGUACUCUUGAGAGAUCUUUCAGGAAAAUCUAGUUGGGAUGCCUCUAUUCUGUACCGCACACCUGAAAACGUGAGGCAAACUGAACAGAGAGAUGUGAUGCCACCUGUAGUUGUCAAGGAGAAUAUUGAGAAGUAUUGUCAACCGGAAAGUUUGAUGAUCAGCAGUCCUUUGCACACUCUGCCACAGAGGGCAAUGAGACAUAGGCCACCAAAUAUUUUGCCUGAGAUUUCAAAUGCCGCUCCUGAUUUGGAUCAGCUGGAUGAUGUGAAUUUGCCUGUGAUAAGAAAACCUGAAAGUGAAAAUGAAUUUGUACAUUGUCGAGUAACUUUGAUAUUGUGGGUGAUAAAUCACUUGCAUCAAACUAGAAAAACACACGAUUCCAUUGGAGGGCACUCUUCAAUCUAUUCUCCUUCGCAACAGUCACAACUCACACAUGAAGAGGAAUCUCAGCAAGAUUCGUCACAUCCUAGCUUAGACUCGACUCUAUCCGUCCAAACAAACCGAACGACAAGCGAUGAAGACCUGGCCCCACAAAUUGUUCGGGAAGUAUUGUACAGUUCCAGAGAAAACGUUAAUUUUAUCCAUGAACUCUGUCGCCAAGCUUUUCUACUGAAUUUUACGCACGUGGUAGCCAUCAGAAAAAUUAUAGGGUUGUACAAAGAUCUGAUCCAGGGAAACAUGGCGGAAAUUCCACCUUAUGCAUUGGAACUACCUGAGGAUGCACCACGGGUUCCUAACGAAGAAAUUACACCCGAGACUAAUAGGCCGGCUAGACUCAGAAAUGAUUCUUAUUUGGGAGCUAUCCAUAAAGAGAAUCUGUUAGUCAGGGCUGGUAUGCAGAAUUUGCUCCAGUUGUUCAUGACACAAGCUGGAAAUGUUUUCCUGUUGGAAAUAAAUCCUCAUAUACCCAAGGUACUUGAAGAACAGACCGAUGCUUGUAAAAGAGUACUGAACAUCUAUCGCUACAUGGUUAUGAACACAAGAAUGGACAACAGUACAUGGGAACAGUUGUUGCUUGUUCUUCUUCAAAUAACAUCGCUUGUACUGGGAGAAACUCCUCCAAAAAAGAAGGUUUCCACCCUAGGCGGCAAGCUUGCCCCAGCCAUAUUUCAAACAUUGAUAGUCACUUGGAUUAAGGCAAAUCUCAAUGUAUUGAUUACCCGAGAGUUGUGGGACAGAUUUCUGCAUGUCUUGAUGUCUUUGACCAGCUGGGAAGAGCUGAUAAAGGAGUGGGCUAAAACGCUGGAAACCCUCACCAGAGUUCUAGCCCGCCACGUUUACAAUCUGGACUUGAAUGACCUACCGCUGGAUCGUUUAAUUGAGCACAAGUCUAAGAGAGGAGGCAGAAGAGGUCCCAGUAGGCCAGAAAAUAGUACUCCUUGCAGUAUAAGUGAUAGUAACCAUACAGCUAUUUGCAGACAAGAUUCAAGUUUGCCAGAUGGUCAUAUGUCAAAACGUACUAAA
Leptinotarsa decemlineata (Colorado potato beetle) is the source of this 2395-nucleotide messenger RNA. Its product is annotated as probable Rho GTPase-activating protein CG5521. Gene Ontology annotation, molecular function: GTPase activator activity. Gene Ontology annotation, cellular component: nucleus; cytoplasm. The record is from RefSeq and is a predicted model, not a curated record. Gene Ontology annotation, biological process: regulation of small GTPase mediated signal transduction; positive regulation of GTPase activity. NCBI's taxonomy places the organism in Eukaryota, Metazoa, Arthropoda, Insecta, Coleoptera, Chrysomelidae.